Molecule: messenger RNA, 2926 nt
Organism: Drosophila virilis
Lineage: Eukaryota; Metazoa; Arthropoda; Insecta; Diptera; Drosophilidae
Source: RefSeq, a predicted model, not a curated record
UAACAAAGUAUUUUUCAAUUGCAAAAAUUUGUUAAAAAAGCAAAUAAAUAAAUAAUUACUGGCGUUUCUUGUGUCAAUUUACAAUUGUUCGUUGCAAAAUGGCGCGUGCAGUUUUUUGCAUGGUCGUCGCUUGCAUUUGGUUGCAAUGCGUUUACUCUGCAAAAUUUGAUGCAGAGAAUCGACGUCUGAUUGUCGAUAUCAAUGAUCAAAAGACAACGAACCAACAAUAUUAUUCCUCAAACUUUGACACAAACGCCUAUCGUUAUGGCUACGAUGUCGGUAAGACUGGAAACUUCCAUCACGAGACGCGUGGCCCUGAUGGCGUCACCUAUGGCUGUUAUGGUCUGAUCGAUCCCUAUCAUCUGCUGCGCGCCACACACUAUGUGGCCGAUGUGCAUGGCUACCGCACUGUGGAGCCGGAGAAACCAGUGGAGACCUUCCCGCCCGGUCUGUACAAUGAGACGAACGGUGGACCGUCCAAACCUGGCAUCCUGCUGCAGUGGCACGAACUCUACUUUCCCAUUGGCUGCGGCAAGUUUGAGGGCGGUGCCAUCCAUGACAUACCCUAUUUUGUAGUGGAUGAUAACAAGAACAAGGGCGUUGGCACAUCUGGCUCAUCGCUCUCCUCGUUUAACAUACCUGUACUGAAGGGUGAGGGCCAGAAGAGUUUGCCCAUUCACAAGCAAGGACCGAAGGGCUUGUUCAACACAAACGAAGGACACACAAACGAGGGACCUGGCGUUCAGGCUCCGUCCUUCCAUUCGGUGGCAUCUCUUAGACCCGGCAAUGAUGGAAAGUACAAUCCAGAAGAUAAUCGCUAUCAACAUGUUGUGGGUUCCCAGGGCGGUUUUGGCCCCAAUGGAGGACCAACCGGCCCUAAUGGCGGUUUCGGUCCCAACGGAGGACCAGUUGGUCCGAAUGGAGGAUUCGGUCCCAAUGGCGGACCCAGCGGGCCAAACGGUGGCUUCGGACCUAAUGGUGGCUUUGGACCAAAUGGAGGAUUCGGACCGAACGGUCCUCCCGGUCCCAACGGACCCAAUGGACCCAAUGGGCCCAACGGCCCACCUGGACCCAAAGGACCACCCGGACCACCAGGACCUCCGGGACCAGUCGGCGAGGGAUCGGGAGCCUCAGGAAAACCGGUAUAUAGGGAUGGCGAUCGCACUGGCAGCGGUGCUGGCAACAAUAUCGGUGGUGGAGAUGCCACAGGCCCGGGCGGCGGUUUCGGUGUCGGUGGCGGUGACAAAUACCAAACCGGCGCCGGUUCCGGCGCUGGUCGCGGUGACAGAUACCAAACUGGCGAUGGUUCCGGCCAAGGUGAUGGUGGCAAAUACCGUCCUGGCACUGGUACCGGAUCUGGUGAUGGUGGCGCUUACCACACCGGCAGCGGUUCCGGCCCUGGCGGUGUUGGCGUCUAUCCUCCCGGCAAAGGUUCCGGUGUUGGCGGCGGUGAUGCCACCGGUCCUGGCCCUCUGGGCGGUGCUGGCCAAUAUCGCCCUGGCAAUGGUGGCAACAUCGAUGACGGUGAUGCCAACCAUCCAGGUGCCGGUGAUGGCAACCGUCCAGGCACCGGUUACAAUACAGGUGCCGGUGAUGGCAACCGUCCAGGCGCCGGUUACAAUACAGGUGCCGGUGAUGGCAACCGUCCAGGCACCGGUUACAAUACAGGUGCCGGUGAUGGCAACCGUCCAGGCACCGGUUACAAUACAGGUGCCGGUGAUGGUAACCGUCCAGGCGCCAGUUACAAUACUGGCAGCGGCGUCGGUGGCCGCCCGGGCAGCGGUAAUGGCGGCUAUAACGGCAACCAGAACGGCAAUAAUGGUGCCUACACUCCAGACACAAAUACCGGUUUUCCUGGGGCCAUCAAAUACACUUCAGGAGCCGGUAAAUAUAAUAACCCUAGAGGCGGAAGUUAUAAUGGUAUUAACGAUGGAAAAUACUAUCACGAUGAUUCUGGCAAAUAUGUACAUGUUGAAGGCCCCACUGGACCUCCAGCUCCACCAUAUGUGCAUGUAGUUGGACCCGAGGGCGGCUAUGGCGGCAAUGGAGGCAAUGGCGAUGGUGGCGGUACCGGAGGAUUUGGCCCCAACGGACCUGGUGGACCAAACGGACCCGGCGGACCCAAUGGACCUGGCGGACCAAAGGGACCCAAGGGCCCACCCGGCCCUCCCGGACCACCAGGACCACCAGGACCUAAUGGACCCGAUCGUCCAGGACCCAAGGGACCAGGCGGCCCACCCGGACCACCAGGACCACCAGCUAAUGGAGGACACGCAGAGUUGGGCCCACCAGGACCACCCGGUCCUUAUGGCCCAACACGUCCCGGACCACCAGGCCCUCCUGGCCCACCUGGCCCAACUCGUCCCGGACCACCCGGCCCGACAUACAAGCCGAACGAUCCCAGGCAUUCGGACAAGGAGACACCUGGUUACCUGCCGCCAAAUCAACCGGGUAAAAUCGUACCACCCCCAUCCCUUUCACUAGUCAAAGAACCGACCAAUAAGCCACCAACUUUCAAGCCAAAUUACGAUAAUUACGAUAAUUCUGUGAUUAAGAAAGUGUCGUCAACUAAAACACCACUAACCUAUAUUCCACCUUCUUUCCCAAAUACCGUUCCUAUCCAUGUUCCUGCGAAUCCCACACCACGACCGCCAACCAAAACAAUAACGACGACGACGAUAACACAGCCAAAGGUCCCGGCUAUCACUAUUAAUACGGAUAGACCAGUAAAAGGCAUUACAACAAAAGUAACAACGGCGAAACCUGCGUUUGUAAUGCCGAUAAGACGCACUCAUCAAAAACAACCUAUACCUCCUCCACAACCUAUCCCAACUCAAAUCCGGCCUCGGUCGACUUUAAUAAACAAUUCAACGGCUUCAAUGGAAACACGAAUUUCGGCAGCAUAAUGAACGCCAUGUCACUAACC